Botrytis sinoallii is the source of this 1878-nucleotide messenger RNA. RefSeq lists its product as uncharacterized. The record is from RefSeq and is a predicted model, not a curated record. Gene Ontology annotation, cellular component: nucleus. Bases 1 to 1878 code for a protein of 625 amino acids. NCBI's taxonomy places the organism in Eukaryota, Fungi, Ascomycota, Leotiomycetes, Helotiales, Sclerotiniaceae. The transcript has 3 exons. Gene Ontology annotation, molecular function: RNA polymerase II transcription regulatory region sequence-specific DNA binding; DNA-binding transcription factor activity, RNA polymerase II-specific. Gene Ontology annotation, biological process: negative regulation of transcription by RNA polymerase II.
AUGUCAAGACUUUCAAAAUAUAUGACGAGUUACUUUCGAAAAACACCUCAAGCUCCACAAUCACCAAGACAAUCAAUAGAGCUUGACAUAGUAGAUACUAAUGGAAGACCCCUGAUUUCUCCAAAGGCCAAUGAGAUUUUAGAUGAGAUUGAAAAUGGAAUGAUCUGUCCUAUCUGCAUAGAUACUCUUGCAGCUGAUAUAUCAGAGAUCUGGAGCUACCAUUGCUGCUAUCAUGUCUUUCAUCCUAGGUGUAUCAGGGGAUGGGUUAUCACUUCGACCCGAUCACCAAAUAGUGUUAAGUGGAGAUGCCCUGGAUGUAAUACUACUGAACGUAGGGGCCGCCCGCUACCCUCUUGCUGGUGCAAAAAACAUAGUUCCAAAACUAUAGAGAUUAAUGCAGGUAGCUGUGGUCAGUCCUGUUCGAGAAAACGGCGUUGUGGUACUCGGCGCAAUUGCCCCACGUAUAUAUGCUCAGCAAUAUGUCAUCCUGGACCAUGCUUUGAACCCACAUGCACAGAUAACUGCGGAGAGGAGAUACCCCAAGAGCCAGACGAUCAGCAACAACUUGCUGAUUCAAUUGCCGAUUUCCAAAAAAAUCUCUGGUAUCUCAUACCUAUCUUUAUAUUCAAUUUCCUUGCAAUUCUCUGGACUGUGAAUCGUAUUCGGCGAUUUACAACACCACUCGAAAACCAAAAAUUCACAGAAGGGGAGUUUCGUAAGCACGAGCAAAAUAUCUGUUUUGUAGCUGCUGCUGUCCUCUUUGUGUUGAAUUCGAUUAUGUGGGGCUCUAAUCUACAUAGCAUCAAUAAGUGUCUCAGGAUCUAUCUAGGUUUAAGUACAUCGAUACGAGUGCCUACAUCAUAUUCUAUCUCAUGGAGAAGGACAAAAAUCAUCGCUGCAAGGGUGGUUCUUACUAUCUUGUGGAUUAUAUUCAUUAUUCUUGUCUUUUGUAUUCCAGCCGUCGGCACAUGCGAUAGCUUCGACACACGUAUCAAACUCUCUGAACCAUCUGUUGAUUACUUCGGUCUUCACAGCAGAACAACAAAAGAAGGGAGAAUCCACAUCAACCAUCUAUACACUCAAACGCCUGGUCUAUACCCAUAUCCCUCCUGGAAAGAUUACGAAUCCUACAAAUCUGGCGUUAAUCUCUUCAACAUCACCAGAAUAAAUAAUACAGCUCUAAACAACCCUACAUUACCGACCAGUAAGCCAUUCGACAAAUCCUGGCGCAUCAUGGGGAUUUAUGGCGAUAAACCCAUGCAUUUGGAUUUUGAUCUCUUGCAUCGCUCUUGGCGUAUGAAGGAGGGAAUUAUAGUCAUUGACUCUGAAGAUCCCAGUUCCUCUUUCUACAAAGGAGGAGUCUUAUUCGAUCGCCUCAAACCAGGGGAAAUCUACGACUCAAACAAGACCUCUCAUCUAGUUCCUAAUUUCGGGAUUGCAAUUCAAAAUCUUCAUGAAGUACGCAAUGGAACAUGGACAGCCACCGAUGCUGAGAAUAUGGAGCUUGAAUUCCCUGAAUUGGAUCUGCAUAUUCCUAUGUGGGGACUCUUUGAAAAACAUUGUGUGUAUCAAAGUUUCAUGAGAGUUUUCCGAAGGCCAACUGACGAAAGUCGGAAAACGUGGAAUACUUGGAGCAAAGAAAGCAAUGGAGAGGAAGUGAUGAGAACUGCGAGCUUUGGGUAUGGUGGAAAUAAGGGACUGCAAGUUUGUGUGAAGAGGAGGAAUUAUACGUGGUCUACUUCUGCUGGAGUUCAAGUGACGGAACCGGGGUUGGGAGAGGAUCUUUUGGUGCCGUUGGGGUUGAUGGCUGUGGUAAGGAGGAGUAUGAGGAUGGAACAGGGGAAGAUGAGGGAUAAUUGUCGUUGGCCGGAAGAUUGA